Anopheles stephensi (Asian malaria mosquito) is the source of this 2156-nucleotide messenger RNA. RefSeq lists its product as uncharacterized. NCBI's taxonomy places the organism in Eukaryota, Metazoa, Arthropoda, Insecta, Diptera, Culicidae. The record is from RefSeq and is a predicted model, not a curated record. Bases 672 to 1832 code for a protein of 386 amino acids. The transcript is spliced from 4 exons.
GGCGUCAGUUGCGUACAAACAUUUGCUCGAACCGGUCGUCGUCGCGUUCGGGUCUCGGAUCGGGUUCGUUGGCUUUAUGCGAACGCAGUUUUGCGAGCACUGUCCGCGGAGUUGGCCAGUUGGCGUGAAAUUAAACGUGCUCGACGUGCCCAGGUCACGCAUGUGAGUUUCGUGCAUUGGCGCGGUGUGGGUACUGGAAGGAAAAUCCCACCCCGUACGUACCCGCUGAUUCCUCCAGCGGUUUCGUGUGGCUGACAGAGUGUGUGCCGCAACGGUGUGCUUAUUCGAUGCAAAUUGGGUGAUUGAGCCAACCAACAGUGUGCUUGUGAUAAUCGCCCAAAGUAAAGAAGUGGUGAAUUUGGUGCCCCGGAAAAGAACCACAAGCCCUUCCAUAAGUCAACCUGAAAACCGAAAACCGGUCCGAAGUGGUGCAGAAACUGGCGCAGUGCGCAAGAACCGUCUCAAGUAAAGUGACCGGCAAAGGCAAGUGGUCAGCCGUUGUCGAAAUACUGCUCGUGAAAAGGAAAGUUUUGUCAACCCCCCGCGACCAACUCCACUGGUGUGUCGCCACGACCGAAAGGGAGAGGUCUCGUAUGCAUCGCUUCAGUGUGGGCUCGGACAUUCUACAACAACUGCACGUGUAAGAGUGUAUCACAGCACACAACAGCAUCAUGAUCAAUCGACGAAAACCGUCCAUAACUGCAGUGGCAUGUGCGCUGUUCCUGCUGAUCGUAGUCAACAUGGAGCCCUGCUCCGGACAUGGACGCUUGAUAGAACCACCGAGUCGUGCAUCGGCCUGGCGUUACGGAUUCUCCACACCUCCAAACUACAACGAUCACGAGCUGUACUGUGGUGGCUUUAACCGGCAGUGGCAAAAGAACGAGGGCAAGUGCGGUGAGUGUGGUGAUCCGUUCGAUGCACCGAUCCCGCGGCCUCACGAGUUCGGUGGCAAAUGGGGCCAGGGUGUGAUAGUGCGAAGGUACAAACCCGGCACCACCAUCACGCUACGAGUCGAGCUGACAGCAAGCCACAUGGGCUACUUCGAGUUCCGCAUCUGUGACAAUGUGCAAGCGAAGCAAGACUGUCUGGAUAAGCAUCUGAUGAAGAUCGUCAGCGGUACACCGAGCAUACCCCAUCCGAACGAUCUGAAGACUCGAUUCUAUCCUCGCAACGGUAGCCGUAUCUACGAUAUGAAGGCCGAACUUCCAGCAGACCUAAACUGCAACAACUGCGUCGUGCAGUGGAAGUACGUCGCCGGCAACAACUGGGGCAUCUGUCCGGACGGUAACGGUGCCGUGGGCUGUGGUCCGCAGGAAGAAUUCCGUGCCUGUGCCGAUGUAAGGGUGAGCGAAAAGGAUGGCCAGGACAAUCGUACCCCGCUACGACCGGGACAGAAACCGACACCGACCCGCGCGCCCGACUCCAGCACGGAACCGUCCGAGGGCGAAGAGCCGAUCGAGGAGCCACCGAAGGGCAUCAAGUAUAUGGGCCCACUGGUGGCGAUUAUGUCGCUUUUUCUGGUCCUAUGUGGAUUUGCUGCACUUUAUAUUUAUCACUAUCAUGGGGGGCGGAUAAAGGCACUGAUGCGCUGGAACCGGGAAAAGACGCAGAAAGGGGGCCACGCAGCCGAAACGAUCGCAAAUCUUGCCACGGCACCGUCGCCGUACGGCGAUGUGGAAGCCAACGCACCGGUACCGCCACCGAGGAUGAAACGAAUUUCGAGCCAGAUUCGCGACAUCGAUGCCCAGGAGUCGAGCGUACUGUCCGGCAGUACCAAGCACCAAUCGCCGCUAGAUAUUCAAGUUAGCCGGAAACCGAGCGGGACGGACUGAGCGUGGAAUGAGCAUGUUAUAAGGUUUUAUUUAUUUGUACCACAGUGCGUACCAUUUUGCAGCGUCGGACAGCCGGUUGUCACGGCCGCGGCCGUUGGUUAAAAAGCUCCGAACACAAAGUAGAAUAAUUGGAGUAGUGUUUUCCACGCCCUCGGAGCACGAUUUUUUGGGCGUUCAGCAGUGUUUAUCGUUCGAGAUAACAGUUUUUAUGUUAAUUCUGUACGAUUUUCUUUAUCAUGCACAGCGCAAAACGGGGGCGCAACAGUAUAGAAAGCGUUAAAGUAGUAAUGAAAAUACGUGAAUAAAGCGACCAAUUUAAAACAA